This is a messenger RNA of Pteropus alecto (black flying fox), 3112 nucleotides long. RefSeq names its product cystinosin, lysosomal cystine transporter (gene CTNS). Gene Ontology annotation, molecular function: L-cystine transmembrane transporter activity. The transcript is spliced from 12 exons. NCBI's taxonomy places the organism in Eukaryota, Metazoa, Chordata, Mammalia, Chiroptera, Pteropodidae. Gene Ontology annotation, cellular component: lysosomal membrane. The coding region runs from base 666 to 1832 and encodes 388 amino acids. Gene Ontology annotation, biological process: L-cystine transport. The record is from RefSeq and is a predicted model, not a curated record.
CGCCUGCCUCACUCUCCAAAGUGAUGCAAGGUUCGCCGACAGGCGCUUGGGGCUCUGAGAGUCUGUGUCCCUAAAAAUGGCUUGCUUAAUACUCCCUCACACCCGAGCUUCCAUUCCUGCCAAGGUGCCUGCGCCCCUCCGCUCCUCCUCUAUCCUGCACAACUGUCCGGCUAAGCCUCGUGAAAACUACAGUUCCCACAGUGCAUCGCUCCGCGAUAGCAAAUCAGGUGACUCGGGUCAGAUGGCUUCGGGUCUGCGCUCACUCUCAGUCAAACCGGCCAGAGAAAACGGGUACAGUCUGAAGCGUCUUCUACAUCUCGUGUGGUCAGUCUCCAGAGCCUCAGAGGUUCUCAGGUGAGAGCCGGUGCGGUCCCGACAGCCUCCCGCCAUUCCCCAGGUGGACCCCCGAGGCCUAGAGACUGGUACAGCAAGUUUGUUGGGCGCCUUCUGCAAAUCUAGACCCCCUCGACCUGCCAGGGUUCCACCAGUCUCGGCCUUGCGAUACCGGACAUUCUCCAGGUUCCAGGGCCGGGAUACUGUUGCCGCCUGAAUCUGAGUCGUGGAGUUUGCAGAUUGCUUUGGAGAGGGGAGACAGUUAAAGCACCAUUCCAGGAACUCCCGUUGGCUUGCUGAACUCUAGGCUGAGGUCCAAGGGUGUGGACAGGAUGAGACCCCGCCUCACCCUCCGGGACUUUCUGGCUGAAGGAAGUUCUUUGAAAUCAAGGAACAUGAUAAGGAGUUGGCUGAUUAUUUUUAUGCUUUUUCCCAUGAAGCUCAUAGAAAAAUGUGAGUCGAUGGUCAGCAUCUCUGUUCCUCCCACUGUGAAGCUGGAAAAUGGAAGCUCAACCAACGUCAGCAUCACCCUUCAGCAUCCGUUAAAUGAAACCUUGGUGAUCACUUUUGAAAUCACAUUUCGUUCAAAAAAUAUUUCGAUCCUUGAGCUCCCCGACAAAGUUGUGGUGCCUCCCAGAGUGACAAAUUCUUCUUUUCAAGUGACAUCUCAAAAUGUGGGACAAAUUACUGUUCACCUGCAUGGAAAUAAUUCCAACCAAACAGGCCCAAGGAUACGCUUCUUGGUGAUCCACAGCAACGUCAUUAGCAUCAUAAACCAGGUGAUUGGCUGGAUCUACUUUGCAGCCUGGUCCAUCUCGUUCUACCCUCAGGUGAUCACGAACUGGAGUCGGAAAAGUGUUGUUGGUCUGAGCUUCGACUUCGUUAUCCUGAAUCUGAUGGGCUUCAUGGCCUAUAGCGUGUUCAACAUUGGCCUCUUCUGGGUGCCUCAUGUCGAGGAGCAGUUUUUCCUCAAAUACCCGAAUGGAGUGAACCCCGUGGAGAGUAAUGAUGUCUUCUUCAGCCUGCACGCAGUCGCCCUCACCCUGGUUGUCCUGGUGCAGUGUUUCCUGUAUGAGCGAGGCAACCAGCGAGUGUCCUGGCCUGCCAUCGGCUUCCUGGUGCUCUUGCUGCUCUUUGCACUCGUCAUCAUGAUUAUGGCCACAGUUGGGGUAACCACGUGGCUGCAGUUUCUCUUCUGCUUCUCCUACAUCAAGCUUGCAGUGACACUGGUCAAGUAUUUUCCACAGGCCUACAUGAACUUUUACUACAAAAGCACCGAGGGCUGGAGCAUUGGUAAUGUGCUUCUGGACUUCACUGGGGGCUGCUUCAGCCUCCUCCAGAUGUUCUUCCAGUCCUUCAACAAUGACCAGUGGACGCUGAUCUUUGGAGACCCAACCAAGUUUGGACUCGGCAUCUUCUCUAUCUUAUUCGAUAUUGUCUUCUUCGUCCAGCACUUCUGCUUAUACAGGAAGAAACCAGGGUAUGAGCAGGUGAACUAGCACCCAGAGCCCCAGUGUAAACAGCCCAGGCCCUGUGCCCACCAGGAAAGCUGGAGAAGCGGUCUGGAGUGAAGGGCUGGCUCCAUGUUUUGACAGUGGAGAAGCGCUCUCUUCCUCAGGGCCAGAUGCCUUAAACAUGAAACAGCCUGCCUUCACCCAGGACUCUCCAGGGCAAGGGAGAAACCUCCUUGUGGGACACACACCUGACUCUGCUCCAAGAUUAAAAGCCAGACUGCUGGCAGCGCCUUCCAACCUACCCAAGGUCUUAUCCCCUCCUGGGCCUUACUGGCCAGACAGCUGGCCCUCCUGCAACUUGAUGCUGCCAUCUCUAUUUUCUUUAAGGCUGCAGGCAGCACACACAGGUUCUGACAGCCAUCUCAAGCAAGAUUGGGCACCAAGCUUGAAGCUGAAGGCCUUGCCCCAAGCAACCAGUGUUUCUGGGAGCAGCUUGAAGGACUGACUUUGCAGCUGGGAGAGUCAAGGGUGCUUUGCUGCCACUGCCGUGGUUCCCCGAGACCAAGCAGCCAGGUGCUUUGGCCAGAGGUGCUGGUGCUGGUGCUGGUGGCAGAGGGGCUAGGACUUUGGGGUUAGGCCUUGGAGUCCCUUCUCUGAAGGUCAUAUUCUCUGAACACUCACCUCUCUGACACUCAGUUUCCACAACUGCAGUUAUAGGUGGCCCAGGCCAUAACCUAGUUAUGAAACAGUAUUUCUGGACGUUGAGGUACCCAACAGAUUGGUUCUGAACUGGCUUCAUGCCCAACACCCUCUAAAUCUUCAUCACACUAACCCCUUUUGGAUUUUUUGGAGGGAUGUUUUAGAAAUGAGUGGCUUAUUUUCCUCUGCCUUCUGCCUACCUCCUUUCCCAGAAUCAGGGCCCCAUGUGAGCCCCUCUAAAUGCUCCCUGCCACACACACACCCCAGUCUGUGCCUUAGAAGCCUGUUAGACCUGCCAAAUGGUGAGAGUAGCUCCCCUAGAGGGGAGGGCAGGCCCCCUUUCCCUUACUUCCCCCAGCCCCUACCUAAGACUGAUUUUUUGGGCUGUUCAGGAGUCUCACUUAAGGACUCAAGACCACCUCACACAAUCUUCAUGGGCCCAACCCUGAUCCCAAACCCCCUUCCCUUCCAACCCAAGCAGUUGUCCUUCCUGGGGCAGGAGGGGAAGGUCCUAGGAUGUGCCUUGUACAUACCAUGAGUUUGUCAGUCCAUUCUUUUUACUUUGAGAUCAAUGUAAGGGGCCUAUAUCCUAAAUUAAAACUUGAUUGUUUCCUUUUGCACACUGA